This is a messenger RNA of Conger conger (European conger), 2935 nucleotides long. RefSeq names its product myosin regulatory light chain interacting protein a (gene mylipa). Gene Ontology annotation, cellular component: cytoskeleton. NCBI's taxonomy places the organism in Eukaryota, Metazoa, Chordata, Actinopteri, Anguilliformes, Congridae. The record is from RefSeq and is a predicted model, not a curated record. Gene Ontology annotation, molecular function: ubiquitin-protein transferase activity. The transcript is spliced from 7 exons. The coding region runs from base 143 to 1558 and encodes 471 amino acids. Gene Ontology annotation, biological process: ubiquitin-dependent protein catabolic process.
UGGGAGACAGUUAACACCAGGCGAAGAGGAAGGUUGGGGAAGUGAAUGAGGGCUUGAUGUAGGGAUUCAAAGGAGGAGAGAGAUUAUCUUAUUAUUUUCCACAAAGGAAGGUCAGACCAAAGAUAAAUUAUUGCAAGCCAAAAUGCUUUGCCAUGUUACACGUCCGGAUUCGGUGGUGAUGGAGGUGGAGGUUGAUACGAAGGCAAACGGCGAAGACUGUCUGAAUAAGGUUUGUAGGAAGUUGGGAAUAAUAGAAGUGGACUACUUUGGGCUACAGUACUCUGGCAGCAAAGGAGAGAACUUAUGGCUGAAUUUGAGAAACAGGAUCUCCCAGCAGAUGGACAGCCUGACUCCAUGCAGACUGCGGCUGCGGGUCAAGUUUUUUGUUGAACCUCACCUCAUACUGCAGGAGCAGACGAGGCACCUGUUCUUCAUGCACGUUAAGGAGGACCUUCACUGCGGCCACCUGCACAUGGGCUCGGAGCAGGCAGAGGAGCUGAGCGCCCUGCUGGCCCAGGCCGAGUUCGGGGACUACAACCAGAACACGGCCAAGUACUGGUACACAGAGCUGUGUGGCAGCGAGCCCAGCCCGGCCACAGUCAACAGCAUCAUCUCAAAACACAAGGAGCUGGAGGGCCUGAGCCCGGCCUCGGUGGAGUACCAGGCCCUGCAGCUGGUCUCCUCUCUGGAGCACUACGGGGUGGAGUGGCACUGGACCCGCGACGCCGAGAGCCAGCGGCUGGCCGUGGGAGUGGGGCCCGAAGGCAUCGCCAUCUGCAAGCAGGACUUCACCCUCGUCAACAGGAUUUCAUAUCCAAUUAUACAAAUAGCAACCCAAUCAGGAAAGAGUGUGUAUUUGACCAUCACAAAGGAAAGCGGUGACAGUGUGGUACUAUUCUUCAAGCUGAUCAGCCACAGAGCAGCCAGCGGACUGUACCGGGCGAUCACAGAGACGCACGCCUUCUACAGGUGCGACACAGUGACGAACGCGGUCAUGAUGCAGUACAGCCGCGACUUCAAGGGCCACCUGGCCUCGCUGUUCCUCAACGAGAACAUCAACCUGGGCAAGAAGUACGUCUUCGACAUCCGCCGCACGUCCAAGGAGGUGUACGACCACGCGCGACGGGCGCUGUACAACGCAGGCAUCGUGGACCUGAUGUCGCGCGCGGGCGAACGGUCGCCGUCGCGGUCGCCGCUCCGCCCGUCGCCGGGGCAACUGGACUGCGGGAGCUGCGAGGCCAACCGCGCUCUGCAGGAGAAGCUGAGGAAGCUGAGGGAGGCGCUCCUGUGCAUGCUCUGCUGCGAGGAGGAGAUCGACUCUGCCUUCUGCCCCUGCGGUCACAUGGUCUGCUGCCAGGCCUGCGCCAACCAGCUGCAGUUGUGUCCGGUGUGCCGGUCGGAGGUGGACCACGUGCAGCACGUCUACCUGCCCACCUGCACCAGCCUGCUGAGCCUAACGGUGACAGACAACGCUCCCCUGUCCAUCCACCGGGCCAUGGGCCCUAACCACUGCAAUACCAAGGACUACUCCACCAAUGAGAAGAUGUGUCACACGUGAAGGAGUAUCUCCGUCUGCGUCCGCUUCAUCGUCUGCGUGCCGUUGCUCGUUUCUCAGACAGGAAUUUCAAUCGGUCGUCGCAAAAUUAUUUUUUAAAAGCCAAUGAGGAUGUGUUUUCUUUCUUUCUUUUUUUAUUUAAAUAUACCUGUAAACUAUUUUUAAUAUAUAUAUAUUUAAUAUUAUAUAAACGUAUCAGUUGACCUGAUGAGCAAUAGCAGUAGGGAUUUGUUUGUGCGUUUGUUUGUGUCUUUCUCCAUAUUUUUCUGCAUAACUAUUUUUGGCACCAAGCCCGAAACUUUUGUACAAGGAGGAAAUAAUGCUGUCUUUUAUUGCAUAUAAACCCAUACAUAUUUAUACAUUUUUACUCAUUUCACAUUUUAUGCUUUUAGCAUUUAAUCAUUGUUUUCUCACCCCAAACUCAUUUUCAGUUCAGUUUAACGAUGGUAUAUUAUUUUAAUUGUAUGUGGUGUUUGAAUAUUAUGUGUUGGUUUUUUUGCCAAUGAAAAGGUAUUUUUGGGCAAGAGAGCACAAACAUGGUCUACUACUAAAUCAUUAAAAGAUGAGGGUUGUAUUGUUAUUUCUGUGGCGGCUGUUUGUUCACACCCAGUGCUGAGCGCUCUGGAACUUUCUCCAACUCUCCAAAGGCGUAAAAUGGCUGACAGACACUCCCACCAGCUGACAAAAAUAACCCCUAAUGCAGGGAUAAGCUUUUGUCGGCAAGUCAGUGUUUUUCAAGGAGCACUGACUACACUAUCUGGAAGAUAUACAGUCGAUGGAUGAACUUGAAAUGGUCUAAGAAUUUAUGGUCCUUUUGGAUCGCAUACAUAAGUCUGACAUGAAAACAGUUGGAUUUGUAUAUAUAUAAUAAUUAGGGAUUAGACCUUAAUUCUACCCAUCAAUUUGUGCUUUUUAAACCAACUUUUACUUUGAUGUGGUCAACUAGUGUGUUCUUUGAAUUUAAAGGUACUAGAAGAUCUGCCAGUGCAAUAUUAGCUUUUAUGGAAAGCGAGGAGUUUUGGGUGGGUAGGAAAGAAUAUAUUAAAAAUCUACACUUUACGCGUCACUUUACCACAAAGGUUCCUAAGUGUAUUAUCCAUAGGGUUUGCCUUAAUGUAGCAACACAAUGUGUUCUGUAUGCAUUCUUGUUCUUUGCACAUAUAUUUGUCUAAAAAAGUAAAAUAAGAGGAUUUUUUAAUGACAAGUUACAGCACUGUUACUGCAGGGGAUGUUUUUUUCCGAUUUGUACAACUAGGCAACUAGGUAUUUUUUUCAGUUUGAUGCAAAAAAUACGCUCUGUAAAUGUAGAAAUAACUUAUGAUAUUUUAUAUUUCUUUGACAAGAAUGUAUCAAUAAAGGAUGUUUUUUUAAAAUACAAAA